AUGACCUGCCCCAUCUGCAAGGACGUCCUAGACUGUCCGCAGGCCAUCAAGAACUGUUUGCAUCGGUUCUGCAAGGUCUGCCUCGCCACCUCGCUCCGCGUUGCCAAGAAAGAGUGCCCUGUCUGCCGCCAGCACUGCAUCUCGAAGCGGGCAGCCCGCGAUGAUGACCUCCUCCGCUGCUUGGUCGAGGAUCUUACGUUUCGGGCUCCUCCGCCGCCGGCUGAGUCCACCCGCCGCCGCGCACGCAACCUCGUCGCUCCGCCGUCAGGAUCGCCGUACCCGCCGUCGAUCUCUGCCACCGCAGGUCUUGCACCAGCCAUUGCCAAGUCAGUCCGUGCCUUUCAGGCCGCUACGCUGCAGCACCGCCAGCAACAGCAAAGCAACGACUCGUUCUUUAAGCAAAAGGAGGCCGUCUCUGAUGACGACGAUAUGCAGUCGAGCGCCAAGCGCCAGCACAUUCUCGCCCGUCCACGCGCCGACUCGCCGCAGCCUGCCGUGUCAAGUCGUCACAUCGACAUCGCCUCGCUCCGGAACUCGAUCAAGCCUGCGUCGGUGCUUGGCAGGAUGAUGACCGAGGCGCCGCCGCCCGAAUCCUGCAUCCUGCUGGAUGCGCCGCAGCGCGCGCCGCCUGGCCAAUCCCAACCAAUCCCACUGGUCUUUAAGGUAAUCAUUCGCGGCGUCGAGUCGUUUGAAGGGCAAAGCCUCUGGGUCAGCACCUCAUCCGAGACAACCGUCGACGAAGCCAUGCGCGCCGUCGCAGUCCGCGUCGGCAUGCGUGGCGUCGCCUACCGCCGACACAAGAUGCGAACCUCAUCUGGCAACAUCCAAAUCGACUACUCCAUGACAAUGGCGGCCUUUCUCAACACUUGCCGCACGCAAGACGUCCCGUUCUCGCUCACCUUCCGGCCACAGAAGUAG
This is a messenger RNA of Thecamonas trahens ATCC 50062, 918 nucleotides long. RefSeq lists its product as uncharacterized. The transcript has 2 exons. Gene Ontology annotation, cellular component: ubiquitin ligase complex; PcG protein complex. The coding region runs from base 1 to 918 and encodes 305 amino acids. Lineage: Eukaryota; Apusomonadida; Apusomonadidae. Gene Ontology annotation, molecular function: ubiquitin protein ligase activity; chromatin binding. The record is from RefSeq and is a predicted model, not a curated record.